AUGUCUGACGAUUUUGAAGGUGUUUCGUGUGAACUCUGCAAAAUUCGCAAAGUCCGCUGCGAUCGUGGCAAGCCAUCAUGCGGCUGGUGUGUUCGAAAUAGCCAAAUAUGCGAGUACAAGGAGCGCAAGAAGCCUGGCUUGCGUGCUGGUUAUGGUAGAGAACUCGAAGCUCGACUUGACAAGGUGGAGAACGUACUGCAAGCACAGCAACAGCUCCUGCAGCACUUUACUUCGGUCAUCCCCGGCUUGACAAAUCAGCAGCUCAAUCACCAGUCACCAUCAGCCAUUUCCACUGCACAAUCAGUCGACCACGGCGGUCGUUCCGAGGCCGCUCUUUACAUGCAGAGGCCAGCUCCAUAUCCUUCUGCAACCUCCCCUGCCUCUGCCAUUACUAAUACAGGCUUUGGUUUACACCCUAUGAAUACCGCCCAAGCUGCACAGCAAGCGGAACAGUAUACUCAGUCUCUACAAGAGACGCAACAACAGCUUAGCACACCUCAUGCUAGGCUUGAUUCUCACUCGGAAGCACCAUAUGCUCCGACCAACCCACCACUAGAAUCUCCUAGUCUGAACAUACCUGGUUCCGGACAAACUGCCAACCUAACAAGUCCUCAGCUGCAGAUGUCUAGCCAGAUGGCUACCAGUCAAGAUGCUGAGCUGCCGCCCUACGAUCUCUUGUAUUCUCUCGUCGAUCUGUUCUUCAAGCAUGUUAACACAUGGGCCCCAAUUCUGCACAGGCGUAGUACUCUCGACUCCUUGUUUGGUACCUCUAGUCUUGAGGAAGCUGACAGGAUCCUACUUCAUGCCAUCGUCGCGACAACGCUGAGGUUUUCCAACGAUGUGCGUCUAACUGAACAAGCUCGAGAAAGAUACUACUCCAAUUCCAAACAAAAGGUAUUACUUUACGGGCUCGAGAACAGCUCCGUCAAAGCACUUCAAGCCCUGGUCAUCCUGGCCUUGGAUAUUGUUGGAUGCUCAAAUGGUCCACCCGGCUGGAACUUGCUUGCUCUGAUUGCGCGUUCUGUCGUACAGCUCGGUCUGGCGGUUGAGACCACAUCGACCUCUGUGUCCCCGCUGUAUCCUUCAAUCUAUACUCUUCGUGCAAUGGUUCUCCCGGAAUCAAAUGACUGGAUUGAGGAUGAGAGUCGUCGACGUCUUUUCUGGAUGGUUUAUCUCCUUGACCGCUAUGCUACCAUAGCCACGGCUUUCGAGUUUGCACUCGAUGACAAAGAGAUUGAUCGCAAAUUGCCUUGCAGAGAUGACUUGUUUGCUAGAAAUCAGCCUGUCGAGACUCGUUGGUUUCACACGUCGGAGAGAACCGACUACACGUUGAACAAACCAGAAAACCUAGGAUCUCUCAGCUACUACAUUGAGAUUGUGGGAAUCCUGUCGAGGAUACAUCGAUUCCUGAAGAAGCCAGUCGACAUCGGGGAUUUGUCAGACGUUGAGCAAUGGCAACGCGAAUACCGUGAGCUCGACAGUGCUCUGAACAGCUGGAAGUUUUCACUUCCCGGCGAGUAUGGGAACAUGGCACGCUUAUUCAACCCUAACGGCAGCAGCAAGAUUGUUAAUUGCAUUUGGAUCAUGUUGCAUAUCACAUAUCACACUGCCGUAAUCCGUCUGCACUCAUCUGCUGCAUAUCCAACCACCAGGUCCCCUAUCUUCACACCAUCAUUCAGUGCUAGCCAAAGAUGCCACACCGCUGUUGAGGAUAUUUGCUCACUUUGCACUUACGUCAGAAACAAUAACAUGCUUACAAACCUCGGCCCGCAUUUUGCCUUUUCAAUCUGGGUUGCGGCUCGCUUGUUACUCGUUCAUGGUUCGACGAUUGACCAUCAAGUCAACCCAGCAAUAUAUCCUCUUGUCGAAACGUUGCGAGAUAUGGGUCGAUACUGGAACGUCGCUGAAAGAUAUGCUACACUCUUGCAACGUGUACUUGACGAAUACAAUGAAUCCGAACGUGCACCAACUGGUGUAAAUGGCGAAAGAGUUACACCAUCAACGGUAAAGAUCCUGGCGGACAUGAGACGAUGUGCCUACGAUCUGGAUUUCUUGAUCUCCAGGCAACCACGCCAGCAAUAUAGUGGUGGUAAACAGCAUGCCAUAACUCCCGCUCGUACCCCGGCUCCACAAGAGCUCGAGUAUCUGGAUGUCUUCGACUUUUUCAACAUGCCUCGUCUUCCUGUCCCCAACGACACUUCUCUUGCUGCAGCCGCCAAUAGCGGAGAGUUCCAAGCUCCUGAUCUGGGCAGCAACAGCGAGUUCAACAUCACCAAUUUCAUGUACGAUCCAACUGCCGAUUUCUUGAAUGUACGCAAUGCUGGGACAUGA
Molecule: messenger RNA, 2331 nt
Organism: Aureobasidium melanogenum CBS 110374
Lineage: Eukaryota; Fungi; Ascomycota; Dothideomycetes; Dothideales; Saccotheciaceae
Exons: 5
Coding region: 1-2331 (776 amino acids)
Biological process (GO): DNA-templated transcription; regulation of DNA-templated transcription
Cellular component (GO): nucleus
Molecular function (GO): DNA binding; DNA-binding transcription factor activity, RNA polymerase II-specific; zinc ion binding
Source: RefSeq, a predicted model, not a curated record